UGGAGCUUGUAACAGACGCCCACGCUUCUCAAGAAGUAGCAACGAACGCAUUUAUGCCCGCAAACGUCGUCAAGAACAGGUUCCCCAACAUUGUUCCGCUGGACAAUGCUCGGGUGCAUUUACAAGCGUCUUCACAAGAAAAGAGUUACAUCAAUGCCUCUUAUGUGGAUGACUACACACAACGUAAUGCAUACAUCCUGACACAAACUCCGUUAGACUGCACCAUUAUAGACUUCUGGCUUAUGAUUUCUCAAUAUGAUAUUGGCACAGUUGUGAUGUUGAAUAACUUGGAAGAAGGAAAGCAGAUUUACCCGCAAUACUGGCCAAGCGAGGGAUCUGCCAAGUAUGGUGAAGUCACUGUCCAGCUUUUGUCCCAAGAAACUUCAAACAAUAUCACUACCAGAGGAUUCAGCGUCGAGAAUGCAGCGCCCCCUAAGAAGACGUCAACUUUGCAGCAUAUACAAUACACUGGGUGGGCCAAUGAAAACUCAUGCCCAGAUCCCCAGGAUAUACUUGACCUGAUGACUACUGUACAGCAGUCUCAGCAGCAAUCAGGAAAUAGAGUCAUAGUUUUCCAGUGCAGUGAUGGUACUGGUCGUAGUGGCUGCGUAGCCACCAUAAUGUCAGUGAUCGAACGAGUCAAGACUGAACAAACAGUUGAUGUUUUACAGACUGUAAAACUAGUUCGAGCAAAGAGACCAGGUGCAGUCAACACUCUGGAGCUGUACAUGUUUUGUUACAAAACAGUUCUAGCUUACUUAGACUCUUUCAGUACGUACUCAAACUUUGCAGAAUGCUAAAAAGCAUUGCAAAGUAAAAAACAGAUUUGACAGAAAGGAGUGACGCACAUCUUUUUUUUUUACGAAGCAGCUUUUUCCCCUCAUAUUCAAAUUUUUGUAACAAAUCAUAGUUACCUCUAAGCGGGUGGCCUUUCCCCCUAAUAGUUUUGCUAAAAAAGUUUUGCUAAAAAAGUUUUGCUAAAAAAGUUUUGCUAAAAAAGUUUUUAUUACAUAUUUUAGUUAAAAAAGGAGUUUUUUGUCAUAGGAAGUAGGUAAAAUGCGUCCGUGCAAGUGAAGAUGUUGUCAGCUGGAAGAUGUUCACCGCUUGAUUGUUGAUAAAUUUACAUCAGAUUUUGCUAUGGUAACUUGACAAACAAGCAUGUGUCCCUGUGAGGCCUAGGAUUAUGGCAAUAUCAGGAAUUGUGUUAUCCUUCUUUUCUAAUUAUGCAAUGAAAGAGGUACUAGGUGUAUCUACAAGAAGUUAUUACAUUUGUAGAGUUUUGUGGGUUUUUUUUUUGAGUUAGUUGUAAAGGAAAGUUUUUGAUAACUUACAUAUUUCAUGAUGUCUCUUAAAAGUCUAUUAAGUUUCAUAGUUAUCGUUUUCUUUUAACAGUGUUAGAUUAAAAGUGGUUUGUAGUUUUAUAGUUUGUUUUGGAGGGUUAUGGUGCCUUUUGCAUUUUCUCUUUUUUUAUCUGAAUUUAAUUCACACUGUUUUCAAUUAAUACAUCAGAAUUUCUAUAAGAUUGUAUUUUUAUCAGAAGUAAGAUAGAAUUGUGCAAAGAGGUAGAUUUUUGGUAAUUAAAUGGUAGCUGAUACAUUCUUUGAACGAUUAAUUUGGAAUUCAAACGUGCAAAGCACAUUGAAACAUAUUUUUACUAAUGUAAAGGAUAGAGUUCACGUAUAUAGUUAGUACGUUAGUUUUAGAUUCA
Messenger RNA from Pocillopora verrucosa, 1708 nucleotides. The record is from RefSeq and is a predicted model, not a curated record. NCBI's taxonomy places the organism in Eukaryota, Metazoa, Cnidaria, Anthozoa, Scleractinia, Pocilloporidae.